Besnoitia besnoiti is the source of this 6855-nucleotide messenger RNA. RefSeq lists its product as uncharacterized. The transcript is spliced from 4 exons. Lineage: Eukaryota; Apicomplexa; Conoidasida; Eucoccidiorida; Sarcocystidae. The record is from RefSeq and is a predicted model, not a curated record. Bases 1 to 6855 code for a protein of 2284 amino acids.
AUGGAGCCCGAAGUCGAAGAGGCUGCGCCGCCUGCUUCACUCUUCCCUUCCGUGGCCUUUUCAUCCUCUUCUUCUUUUCCCUCUUCUUUGUCUUUUCCGUCUUCUUCUCUUCCGUCCUCUUCGUAUUGUCCCGCGUGCAGCCGCUUCUGCCAGAGCAGCGCAGGCGACGGCGAAAGGAGGCGGCUGCGUGCCUUGACUUGUGCGUCUCGAAGCUGGGAUGAGACGACCACUGCCGCGUUCGAGAAGCGCCUAGAUGACUUGUCCGUGCUCUUCUUCAUCCGGCUUUGUCUCGUGAAGGCCUUCACAGAGGGAGGAGAUGACGGAGGGAGCGACGAAGAGGCAGGGGAGCCUCUUCUGUCUCAGGAAGCGGCAUCUCACUGCAGCAAAGAUGCGCCGCCUCUCCGCGCCCCUCCGGCUGCUUCUUCUUCUCUCUCCUGUUCAUCUCCUCGCUUGUCUUCCUCUUCCUCCGCAUCCGCAUCUUCUGUCUGUGCGCCUAGGGAAGCAGGGAUCUGCGACCCCCGCGAGGCGGAUGUGUGGAGCGGAGACACCCCAGGGGACUCGCGCUCCAGCGGCUUCGGAAGACAGAACCCACGAGGGGCGAGACGCCUGCCGGGCAGCAAGAGGCGCCGAGGAGACCGCGAAUCCCCCGCAGGACCUCCCGUUGCUUCCCCUCUGCGCGGGCCUCCUCCACGGCGGGCGGCGCUGCUCGACGCCCUCCGCAGCGGCCUCGCGGCUCUGUUCGGCGCAGACGAUCUGUGCGCGGCUGGAUCUGCGAGCGCGACAGAAGACUCGGAAGACGAACACGACGCCGACCACGCGGAGGAGGAUGACUCCUGCGACGCGGCCCGCUCGCCUUCUCACUGCGGCGCCUGCCGCUUCCAUCGGUGGCCUCCUUCGCUAUCUCCGCAGCCGCCCGCGGCUUCCUCGGCGUCUGCGCCUCUGCCGGCGGGCGGCCUCCCCCCGUGCGGUCACGCAGAAGGCGCGCGCGCGAAAGCCCCCUCGCGCGCGUCUCGCUCGCCGUCCUUGGCGCUGUCGUCCUCCUUUUCUCCCUCUCUUGCUUCGCCUCAGGUGUGCACGCCGGCGCUUGCGCUGCUGCACCGCGUGCUGGCGCGAACGGCUGCCGGCGCGUCGGCGUGGAGGCGGCUGGCGGAUUCAGUUUCGCGCGCCUCGCGGGACCUCUCCUUCUUCUUCUCGGUGCUUCGCGACGCCUUCUCGCUCCUGAACGCUUGCGUCGGCGCCGAGUCUGCUCCGUCGUCGGCUUUCGCCCUCUCCCCUGUCGUCAUUGAUCUCGUCUGUGUGCUGAGUGACUGGCGGACGCCUGGUGCGGCGGGGCGGCGCGGGCUUGAGGAGGACAUACUCAAGGUGAAGCGCGAGCGCGGAGAGCGCCUCGCUGGGCGGCGUGGCGCGCGCCAGUUACAGGAUGACGCAGACGACCCACGCGACGCCCGCAGGGCACGAGCGAGGCGAGGCGUGCGCAGCGGACAGCAGAAGGGAGGCAGCGAGGCUUUCGACAGACUCACCUGGUCGCGGCAGGGCUUCACAUUCGCAGACUGGUGCGUGGAGGUCCUCCCGCGCCUGGCUCGCGACGUUGAGGCGGAUUUUCAGGCCGUUCUGCAGCUCCAGGCGCUUCUCCGCUUCCUCCUUCCUGCUGUCGCAGCGGCGCCCUCCCCCGACUCCUCCUCCUCCUCCCUCCCCAGUGUGUUUUUGGCUCGCCCGUCUGCGCUGUCUCUGCCACGCGGGCCUCCGGUUGCCUCCUCGCCCUCCUCUUCGUCCCUCUCCGCGCCGCGCGUUUCUUCGGCGCGGCGCGCGUCGGUUGCUGCGAUUCGCGAGGCUGCAUGCGCAGGCGACGUCGAGGCAGCGGCGGGCGUGACGCUCGGCGCGUCAGCGCCUCCCUCUUCGGCGGCGUUUCCCUCUUCCUCCCCGCCCUGCACACGAGGGCACUCGCACGCCGCGGAAGACUCCACGGAGGGCCUUCUGCCGCCGCUGGCUGUCUCCACACUCGGCUGGCUCUGUGGCGAGGACGACGGCGAAGACGCGCAGCGCCUCGAGACUAGACGACUCAUCGGGCGCGCCGCCGUCCUCAGCCAGAAGUUCUUUCUCGGCAGACUCCCCGCCGCCCUCCGCCGCGGACGCCUCAAAGAGGCCGCCAGACUUGUCCGACGGGCCUUCCAGUCGUGCGCCUCUUACGGCGGUGAGCUGAUGCACGCGAUGGCGUUGAGCGAGGUCGGCGUGCACGCGGGCGACAACAGCCACGCACUGGAGCUCCUUUCGUUCGCGUUCGGGCGCGCCUGUCUGCUCCUGUCGCUCUCACUCUCUCCCUUCUCUGCGGCGCGAGCCGAGCGUGCAGAGUCGGGCGAGGGCGGCGCCGUCGCCAGCGCGCCCUUGGUCUCCGCUUCGCGGCACACGGAGAACAAGUUCCUCGUGCGGCUUCUGGCGGCGUUGGAGGCGCCGCGAGUGCCUUCUCCGGAGUCGGCAGGCGGCGGGGGGGGCGAGGAGCGAGGCGCGAGCGAGGUGUGGGGUGUCUUCAGCGGCGGGACACCCGUCUCCGCCGCCGCCGCGCUGAGCCUCUUCGUCCUCGGCUUCGUCAGUCUGCGCAUUUCGCGGCUCCUCCUCGCCUUCCCUGGCGAACUGUCCUCUCUCUCGUGCGACCCGCUAGACACGCUCUUCGGCCUCUAUCCGCCGCCGGGCUCCCUCCCUCGCCUGCCUUGCCUGCCUCUGUUCCCCGACGCGCUGCGGGUUGCGGGCGACGCCGCGGGAGAGACAAAUAACGAGGAGACGCGCCGCACCGAGCUGCUCCGGAUACCUCUCCACGACGCGGCCUUCGGGUCCUUCGCUGCAGCGGAGAGGAGCCUGGCGGCGCGGACCGGCGACGUGAGAUCUCCACUUCUUCGCAAUCUCUCGACAGCCGCCUGCAUGUUUUCGUCUUCUCGGGGGAGAGCGACAGCCGCGCCCAGCGCUCAGGCCCCUGGCGACGCACACCGUCACGCGCGAGGCGAGGCGGUCAGAGGAGAGACGCGCGAGGAGGACGCGGCGCGGGCCUCCGCACUUUCGUCGGCGCUGGCGCCGCUCUCUCGGCAGCUGAGCUUCCUUCACAGCGGCGAGGCGCUGCCCGUGUGCAAGAGGAGGAAAAUGGAGACUCGUCGCAUAGAGCAGACAGUUGAGUCCUGCGCGAGGCUCGCGUCCGCAGGUCCUGGGACUGAGUGUCUGGGGCUGUGGGAGGGGGCGACGGCGGUCGCCGCCGCGCCUUCUCUCUCGAGCCACGGGCAGACCCCAUGCGCCGCAGGCGAUCUGCCGUCGUCUCAGGCGUCUCCUGGUUGCCGCCUGCUCGCGGCGCCGUCCUGGCAGGCCCUGUCGUCCUUCGUCGCUUUGUCGGAUUCCUCUCUCCCGGCGCUGUUCGCCGAGAUGCGCGCGACGUAUGCGAGACGGCGGCUGGAGGCGCUGCGAAAGGCACCGAGCCUUGCGUAUGGCAGUUUGCAGCCUUUCGCCCUCGAGGCCUUCCUGCGACACGCGCAGCGGCGGGAGGCGCGAAAACGCGAACGUGCCAACGCGAGCGGCCGCCGAGAAAGGCUGGAGGAAGCAAGAAAGGCGAAGACCGCAGGGGAGGGCGAGGGAGCGUGCGCGGCGCAGCCCAGACACUGCGAAGAGCCCGGAAGCAAGAACCGAAGAGAGGCAGAAGCGCUGGGAGAGGAAGCUGAGGCGACCGUCGCGCUAGACGAGGUCAUGCGAGAGAGAGAAAACGCGAGGCGCGUUCUGCUGCGCGCGGCCAGGGCAGCGGCGCGACAGGCGAGCGCGACACACGACGGAGGAGGCGAACGAGAAAGCGGAAAAGAAGCGACCUCGAGAUCUUGCGGAGCUCGGCAAGACGCGCUGUCGCAGUGGGACGCCUCAGCUCCCUCUGGGUUUUUUCCACGGAAUUUCUCGGGGGCCGUCGCGGCGUAUCUCUUCCUCACGAUCGGCUGUCGCUGCUGCGAGCUCCUGGACCUGUCCCGCGCGAUGCACGCCUCUGCGUCGUGUGAGUCUCCGCCAGCUUUCUCUCUUUGUUCUGCCGCGCCGCCGCGCGCAGAUGUUUUGUCUUUGCUCCGACCGAGCGCAGCCCAGCUGCUUGCGCGGCGCUUGCAUCUGAAGUGCCUGACCGUCGCACUGGUUGCCGUCUCGCAGGCGCGGGCGCAGCGCGAAGCCGCGAGCGAGGAAGCGGAGAAUGCGCGCGUCUCCGCGGAAGAAGAAGACGUUCUCGCUGCGGCUCGGCCGCCGCUGUGCCUCUGCACGGAGCCUGAGCUUCUCGGCGACAUCUUCGCCCUUCUCAGCGAUUUUCUUGAGGAAGAACGCGGGCGACAAGGAGGGGGCAGCAACCGACGCCACACGCAUGCACUUCACCUGCAGCCCGAAGCCUUCUGGGCGGCCGCGCGCGUAGCGGGUCUCAGUCGACAGGAAGGCCUGGAGAUCCUCGCACUCGCGCGCGAAUGUUUCCCCCUCAACCCUGAAGAAGCACAAGGAGACGCCGAAGAAAGGGGGGCGGCGGACGACGAAACAAGUGAUGCCCUCAUUCUAACGUUUUCCCUCGACAGACUCGUGAACGCUUGCGAGGCGGCCGCGCGCAACAGGCGCCUGCCGGGGGUGCUGUCGACUCGGACCAGCUCGCUGGGAUCGCCGCGAGGAGAAGGGGGAGGAGAGGGCGCACGCGUGGCGCGGCCUUGCAGCGCGAAGAAAGAGGAGGAUCUCGAAGGAACGCGAGGCGAUCGGGGGAACGAACCCGGGGUCCCACACGCAGGAAGAGGACAAAGAGACCUCGCACCGGGCGCAGGAGCCUCGGCGGGCGUUCGGGAACGAGAUAAAAAAAUCGCGAACUGCGAAGAAGAGCCGGCGUCGGGGUGUAGUCUCGCUCAGGCCCUCCGUCUGCGGGCGGCGUAUAGACAGUCUGCGGUGGAAGGUGCGGCGCUGGACGUCUCUAGCCAGUUUGCUGCGCCCGUCAGCGUCUUCACGCAGAUCCUCUCCUCGGCGCGCAACUCCAUUUGCCAGAAGGACGCCUGCGGGACCGAACGGGGAGAGGGGAGCAGACGCGGCUGUCUCCUUGCUGCCGAUAGAGAGAUGGACGCUUUUCUCGCGUCCUCCGCUUCUCUGCUGGCGCUGAGAGGCGGCGACAGCGACCUUCGGUGUGUCUCGCUCUCUCGUCCGGCGCGCGAAGAGAGAGAAAACUCUUUCUCCUUCUUGCGCGCGUUCCCCGCGCUGCAGAGGCUGCUGGCCUUCGCCGCAGAAGGCGACGGGGAAGAAGACGGACCAGAGAGGAAAGGUUGCGAAGAUGUUGGUGAGGAGGGCGCAGGCGACGAAGGGGAGACAGACAGAGAGUGCUUUGCUAUCGCUGCGAAUCUCCGGCUACUUCUUCUGCUGCUGCACUUACGACUCUUUCCUCUUCUUCUUCCUCUCCUUGGCCCUCUGGAGGCGUGCGUGGCGAGGAGGGGGCGGCGCGGAGCGUGGGAGGGGGAGGGAGAGCUCAGCUUCGUUAAGGGCAUGCUUCUUGCGCACCUCGCCAGCGAAGAGAAGAAAACUCUCAGCGAGAGAGGCCUGACAGCAGCAGGUCUCGCAGGCGGCGUGCGCAGCCAUUCCGGCGAGGACGCGCCAGCAGGUCCUUCGCAUCAGAGCCACGAGGCGGGAGUAGUGUGCGACGCGAGGUAUGGUGCAAACCAAGAGGGCGACGCGCAGGAGGCGGCGCGUCUUUCCUCCGCUUCCUCUGUGGUGUCUCCUGACUCGCCAGCACACGGGACGCGCCCUCUCGCCUUUCCCCUGGCUGAGCAGAAAGCAGAGGGCGCCCGUCGCGCUCAUGCCACGCAGCAGCCAGACAGCCCGGGCCCGCGCACGCGCGUGCGCAAACGGCCGUCGGCGUGCGGCAGCCGCCAGAUCUGGCUGGCGUCUUUGCAGGGCGACGAGAAGGACGGAGAGCGUGUGGGCAGCCAUGCAGGUAGAGAAGCAUUUGCGCAGGAGGGCGGGGGACUGCAGCCUGAGGCUGUGCUGUCUUCCAGCACGCGACGAAGGAAGCGAGCCAAGGGGGGUUCCAUUCUCAAUGAAGCGGAGAGAGGAAUCAACUCCAGCGACACUGCUGUGUCGUUUCAUCACUCCUCAUUGCUUGCUACCGCGGGCGACGCAGCGGCGCUUUCGGCAGAGAUUUCAGAGCCGGGGAUGUCGAGUUCCUCGUCGCUCCCCGCCUCUCGCGUCCCGCUCGGUCCACGCAGACCUCCGACGUCACGCUCAGGAGAGGCGACGGACGAGGAAGCCCUGGGAGGCCGCGAAGCGGAGGAGGAGACCUCGCGGGGUGCACGUACACCGCGCAUCGCUCAGAUGCACGUCCUGAUUGGCAGUUCGGUGGCGUGCAACGUGUUUCGGCUCUUUCUGCAGGCCCGGCUCCACAUGGAGAAGGCGCUGGCCUCGUGGCAGAGGCACGGAUUCGCUGUGGGGGUUUCCGGCGGCGUGCAGCAGCGCGUCUGGGAGAAGGAGGCCUAUGGCGUUUUGCUCGCUGCGUGCGCUCAGGAGCGCCGCAUGAUGGAAAACCUGCUGCGCGCGAGAGCUGCGCCGCGGCAGCCGCUCGCCGGAGAGGCGCCUGAGAGCGAAGCGCAGUUCUCUGCAUGGCGGCCGAACGAGCGCACACGCGAAUCACAGUGCAACCUGCAGAGACACACGGGUGGAAAUACCGUUUACGGCGAGAUGAGGGAAGCAGAAACUGAAGGAAACGGGAGGGCGGAGACAAGAGACGACCUGCGCGACAGCGAGCUCGAAGAGCGCCUGAUUCGAUCUCACCUGGACUCUGCAAGAGCCAAGUUUGCGUUCUACAAAAGGAAGCUGGCGGAAGCAGCGAAUGCGGGCUAG